Messenger RNA from Triplophysa rosa, 917 nucleotides. Its product is annotated as caspase b-like. The record is from RefSeq and is a predicted model, not a curated record. Lineage: Eukaryota; Metazoa; Chordata; Actinopteri; Cypriniformes; Nemacheilidae. The transcript has 4 exons. Bases 144 to 509 code for a protein of 121 amino acids.
UACACUUCCUCCCCUUAAAAAUACGCACGCACACACAUAAGUGAAACCAAACAGGUUGAAACAGGGAAGUGAAGCUCGAUCUACUUCAAGAGUUCGUAAAUACAACGUAAGAUUUCACAACUUCGCCUAUGCAGUGAAACACAAUGGCUACAACCACCACAGCAAUUUUUGAUGCGCUUCAGGAGCUGCUGGAGUCAGAGUUCGAAGAAUUCAAAUGGCGCCUGAGUGACGGUGUGGAUUCAGACAUUACGUCUAUACCGCGAGGAAAGCUUCAGAAAGCUAACCGCCAUGAGGUUGUGGAUAUCAUGGUGCAGCAGUACGGUACUUCAAACGCUGGGACGAAUGCAGUCAAAGCACUACGCAGAAUUAAACAAAACGAACGUGCUAAAAAAUUGGAGAAAAACCUCCUGCAUGUGUAUUCAAUGGACUCAGGAGGAGCUGGUGCUGGUGCUGCCGUGGCUGGAGCGUCAUCUGCAGGGUCAGAUGGCAAUACACUUGACUUGAAAUGACUUGACUUGAAGAAGCUGAUGCUGGGGCUGAAGUGUCAUCCAGAGCUGGUGCUCAGACUCUGUUUUUCCAUUUUUCCACACUGGAAAAAAUCUGUUGGAUUAGUCGCACAGCAUAAUUGAUCUAUGUUCAAGUUUAUCCAAUUUAUGUUUGUUAAACAAGCUUGAUUUUUAUAUGUAAAAGUUUCAUAUGUUCACUUAAAGUUCUUAAAGAGUACAUUCCUCAAUAUUUUUAAGGGCUUAUUUUGGUUUAUGGAGUGUCCGACAACAAGUUUAUGUACAUACAUGAUGUAAAAAUACUAUUAUUUCGUAAUAAUAAGCAGUUUUUAUUACCUUACUUCUUGACUGACUCUCAAAUGAUUCGUUCCGCGAUUCAUCUGUGUAAUCUCCGCCUUUCCGCCAGCGUAGUCU